AUGCCAAAAUCUGUUCUUAAAUCAAUCCUUAAAAAGCAAAUACUGCCGCUGCGAUCGAAUCAGCGGUUUCGGAAGCUGCAGGAGAUCCUGCAGCUCCCAGGCGGGCUACAAGGGUACUGGGCCAACCUCAAGCUGUGGUUCAAGCAGAAGAUCAGCAAGGAGGAGUUCGACCUGGAGGCGCGGCGGCUGCUCACGCAGGACAACGUCCACUCUCACAACGAUUUCCUGCUGGCUAUCCUUACCCGAUGCCAAAUCUUGGUUUCUGCACCAGAAGGUGCGGGAUCUCUGCCGUGGGCAGGUGGCUCUGCAACUAAACCUGGAAAGCCCAAAGGAAAGAAAAAGAUUUCUUCAGUUCGACAAAAAUUUGAUCAUCGGUUCCAGCCUCAGAAUCCAUUAUCCGGGGCCCAGCAAUUUGUGGCGAAGGAUCCUCAGGAGGAUGACGAUUUGAAGCUGUGUUCCCACACUAUGAUGCUUCCUACACGUGGCCAGCUAGAAGGAAGGAUGAUCGUAACUGCUUACGAGCACGGGCUGGACAACGUCACCGAGGAAGCAGUGACGGCUGUUGUUUAUGCCGUGGAGAACCACCUUAAGGAUAUUUUGACGUCUGUAAUAUCCAGGAGAAAAGCCUAUCGUCUGCGAGAUGGCCACUUCAAAUAUGCCUUUGGAAGCAAUGUUAACCCUCAGCCCUAUCUGAAGAACAGUGUUGUUGCCUAUAAUAAUUUAAUUGAAUGCCCUCCAACCUGUGUGGCACCUUCUGCUGGACAGAGCCUGGCUCCCCAGCCCCUGCCCGAUGAUGCUGAGCAGCAGGCAGCUCUACUCUUGGCGUGCUCUGGAGACACCCUGCCAGCUUCCCUCCCUCCAGUGAACAUGUAUGACCUUUUUGAGGCGUUGCAGGUGCACAAAGAAGUUAUUCCUGCACACACCGUCUACGCUCUAAACAUUGAGAGAAUCGUCAUGAAACUCUGGCAUCCAAACCAUGAGGAGCUGCAGCAAGAUAAAAUUCAUCGCCAGCGCCUGGCAGCAAAAGAGGGUCUCCUGCUCUGCUAGGGCCAGGAGGCACAUCAGGCCUCAGGUUACUGCCCUGCUGUUCCUUGGACUUGACAUGGGAAUGCUUCUUGCAAACCUGUGUCAGCAUUUCAAGGAAGAUGUAAGUUAUGAGUCACCUUUUCCUAUGGAAAUAUGACUGAGUUGAUACACUUCGUCCGCUUAAUCAGAGCGGUGUGCUGUGGAGUGUUUGCAGCAAUCCCACUGAAUUGGAAAGGAGAAAUGAGAUUUGUUUGUAAAGACUGUUUUUCUAGGAAAAAAUAAAUGUGAAGGUGGAAAGAGUUGCUUUUAAA
Tinamus guttatus (white-throated tinamou) is the source of this 1337-nucleotide messenger RNA. NCBI's taxonomy places the organism in Eukaryota, Metazoa, Chordata, Aves, Tinamiformes, Tinamidae. The record is from RefSeq and is a predicted model, not a curated record.